AUGCCUGGUGAAGCAAUAAAAGAGACAAACACUAGGUCUUAUGAUCCAUCGCAAGCCUACUAUGUUAUCCCAUCCAUGGAGAACCGUCACUUUACCGGCCGUGAAUCCACCCUGGAGGAGCUUAAACGAAAGCUAUUUCUUCAAGCGGAUACUGAAAAACUAGCCCUAUUCGGACUAGGUGGCAUCGGCAAAACCCAGGUUGCUCUUCAACUAGCCCGCUGGGUAAAGGCGCAUAUACCAGACUGCUCUAUUUUCUGGGCUCCUGCCCUAAGUCUCGAGAGUUUUGAGCAGGCCUGUUCGCAAAUCGCGAAAGAGCUUCAAAUUCAUCAGAAUGCAGACGGUGAAAGUGUUAUGGAAAUAGUGCACCGACAGCUGAGCUCUGAUAAAGCCGGAAAGUGGCUUCUUAUCAUCGAUAAUGCCGAUGACAUAGAGUUACUUUCCAAUGAGCUUGAUCAGUAUUUCCCCGCUAGUAUGAACGGCGUAACAUUGCUCACUACUCGCACCCGCGAGGUCGCGGUGUCUUUUGCUGGAAAGGAUAUACUUGAGCUCCAAAAGAUGACAAAAGAGGAAGGCAUUCCUUUUAUUACAAAGAUUAUAGGAGAGAAGUCACUUUGUAGUGAAGAGUCUACUAUACAGUUAUUAGAGGAGCUAAACUUCCUACCUCUCGCUAUUUCGCAGGCUGCUCACUAUAUUUGUCGAAAUAAUGGAACGACUACCCGGUACCUCGAGAUUAUGUACAAAACCGAAAAAGAUCGGAUGCGUCUGGCCAGUAGGAACUUCCACGAUACCACUCGCUACCGGAAAAUACCGAACGCGGUAACUACCACGUGGAUUAUCUCAUUUAAUCAGAUUAAGGGCUCUGAUCCCUCUGCUGCUGAUCUGUUGGAAUUUAUGUCUUACCUUGAGCCAAAGUCAAUCCCGCGAUCUAUUCUCCCAACUCUCGAUUCGGAAGAAGAGAUGGACUAUGCAAUUGAGGCACAGAAGACACAACAGAUUAUCGCGAACGUCACGCAACAUAUAAAAAGAUGUUUUCCAUCUGAUGAAUAUACAAAUCGUGAGAUAUGGAGAAGUUACCUUCCACAUGCCCUGAAAAUUGUUGGGCGAGAGGAAAACCGAGAUAUGGAGGAGAAGUAUGAGUUACUUCUCAAGGUCGGCAAAUGCGUCCUGGCUGAUGGCCGAGCAAGAGAAGCUGUCAGUCUUUUAAGAGAGGAUUAUCUGUGGAUUCAAACUCGCUAUAACGAAAAUCAUCCUUCUCGACUAUCGUAUCAGCACGCUCUCGCACUAGCAUAUCAAUUCGACGGGCAGAUCAAGCAGGCUAUAGAGCUGCUUGAGCACGUGGUCGCACGUCUCAGCACGCCCUCGCACUAG
This is a messenger RNA of Penicillium macrosclerotiorum, 1368 nucleotides long. RefSeq names its product tetratricopeptide repeat protein. The coding region runs from base 1 to 1368 and encodes 455 amino acids. The transcript has 4 exons. The record is from RefSeq and is a predicted model, not a curated record. Gene Ontology annotation, molecular function: protein binding; ADP binding. NCBI's taxonomy places the organism in Eukaryota, Fungi, Ascomycota, Eurotiomycetes, Eurotiales, Aspergillaceae.